Messenger RNA from Micromonas commoda, 540 nucleotides. RefSeq lists its product with no specific name. Gene Ontology annotation, molecular function: calcium ion binding. Bases 1 to 540 code for a protein of 179 amino acids. The transcript is spliced from 2 exons. The record is from RefSeq and is a predicted model, not a curated record. NCBI's taxonomy places the organism in Eukaryota, Viridiplantae, Chlorophyta, Mamiellophyceae, Mamiellales, Mamiellaceae.
AUGGCGUCAUACCCGCCGCCCCCUUCGUACAUGACGCCAGAGUGGGCGCAGUUCCUCGAAGCGGACAUCGACCGCAGCGGGCAGGUGGACGGGACAGAGCUGCAAAACAUGCUCGCCGCGGGGGGUUUGGUGUUCUCUUUACAAACCGUGAUGCAGAUAAUCCGCCUGCACAACUCGCGCGACAGCGGAACCCUCGACUUCGCCGAGUUCAAGCAGGUGCAGCAGUUCCUCUCGAACGUGCAAGCCUCAUUUCAGUACUUCAACCAGAGCAAGUCGGGGCGGCUGGAUAAGAGCGAGGUGCUCCGCGCACUGAACCACGCUGGGUUCGGGCACGUCGACGAAGGGGCGGUCAAGGCGGCGUGCCAGGCUUUCGACCCGGACAGGACCAAUUCGCUUUCCUUGGACCAGUACAUUUCCCUUACACUGUUCCUCUUGAACUCCAAGCGGGUGUUUGAGGCGUUUGACGCAACCACGCCGGAGAACGGGCUCAUAAAGCUCGACUUUAACCAGUUCGUGUACGCGGCGGCCAAGACGAGGUGA